Populus trichocarpa (black cottonwood) is the source of this 981-nucleotide messenger RNA. Its product is annotated as FCS-Like Zinc finger 6. NCBI's taxonomy places the organism in Eukaryota, Viridiplantae, Streptophyta, Magnoliopsida, Malpighiales, Salicaceae. The transcript has 3 exons. The coding region runs from base 344 to 622 and encodes 92 amino acids. The record is from RefSeq and is a predicted model, not a curated record.
CUCACGCCUGUAUUUCAGUUUCACUAUCUAUUUACUCCUCCUGGACUCCCGAAACCCUAAUUUCCCAAUUCACCCAAUCAAUCAAUGCCAGGCAAGCGUUCUCGCUUAACUCGGUCUCAGAGCUUCGGUGACAUUGGUUUAGGGAACGACCGGCUGCCUCCGAGGGACGGUGGUUUCACUGCUGAUAACAUGGCCGGUCAGUUUAUCCGAAGGAUUAUCGCGGUCUCGCCUCCUCCUCCGCUGCUGCCUGAGAAAGAGAAGGAUAUUGGAGAUGGUUUAAUGGAGACUGAGCAUUUUCUCGAGAGGUGUGAGCACUGCUGGAAGAGAUUGAGUCAAAAACAGGAUGUCUAUAUGUACGGGUCAUCUUAUUGUGGAUCUAACUAUCAAGAUUUCCCAAGCAAGAAUUAACGCUGAAGAAAACAACACAUUAGUUCUUGGAUAUCUUUUACUCAAAGGUGACUUGGGUGCUUUUUGUAGUCCUGAGUGCCGCGAUGCACAGAUUGCAAUUGACAAGGCAGGGCAGGAAGUCCAUGGACAAUCAAUUGGCAUAAGGGCUUCAAGCAGCAGGAAGGAUACAACUGGAAAGGCAGUGGCAGAAGUACCACGGCUUGUAUAUAACUAGAUAAUGACGUAGCAAGCUAGUUUUAGUGGCGCACAGCCGUCAGGUUUUUGUGAAUGGCUUGCACCUGUGAAUAGAGUGGCCAUCCUUCUCAUUUACGCUGCCAUGACUGACAUAGCAUUAGGUGAGAUUUCAAGUGUUUGUUUUAGGAUCGAAAGCAUUUCUCUUUUAUAGGUUGAAUCUGCAAGCUGCAUUUUCUAAUUUUGAUUGGAAAAUGUUGUUUAUGAAUUUCUUAAUAUUUCAAGCUCAGAACUAUAUAGUCAUGCUUGUAUGCUGAAGUGAUUCUGUUACUGAGCUGGACAGUUUGUAUUUGCCUUCACUGAUUUCUAAUUUUCAAUAUGAGAUGGCAAUUAAUUAUAUAA